Rotaria socialis is the source of this 1335-nucleotide messenger RNA. Lineage: Eukaryota; Metazoa; Rotifera; Eurotatoria; Philodinida; Philodinidae. The record is from the annotation of a GenBank genome assembly.
AUGCUUUUCACAUAUGGUAUCGUUUUGUUUGCCUUUACAUUGUAUCUAGUUAAGAAUCUUCCUUCUCCACAAAGAAAAAUAUCAACAACAACUAUUACUGAGCCUGUUGCAGAACGAUGGGAGCGAGAUUUUUCACAGACAAAAAUUGAUGGUACCACAUAUAAUUACAUUAUUGUUGGUUCUGGCUCAGCACGUUCUGUCCUGGCAAAUCGUCUAUCAGAGCAAGGUGAUAAACGUGCUCUUUUUAUUGAAGUUGGUGGUGCCAACUCAAAUGAUGAGAUACAUAUGCCAUGCGCUUGUGGUACGUGCCAACGUGGUGAUAUUGAUUGGCAAUAUAAAACUAUACCACAACUUUAUUCACAUUUUGGCUGUGCUAAUCAGCAAAGUAGUAGGCCACGUGAUAAAGUUUUAGGAGGUUGUGCUUCUAUUAACUAUAUGCAAUAUGUUCGGGGUGAUCCACAUGAUUACGAUAGUUGGAAAUUGCCACAGUGGUCAUUUGAAAAAAUGUUGCCAUAUUUAAAAAAAUUAGAACGAGCUGAUUCCAACACAAUUCCAAGAAAUAAUCAUUUUCGUAAUUAUGAUCAUGAUAAGGGAAUGGUGGAUGUAACGAUGCUCGACGAUGCGAAUGCGACUAAUCAGAUGUUUAUCGAAGCAUGUGAGAAGAAUGGAUUUCAUGAAACUAAAGAUUACAAUGCAGAAGAAAGUGUUGUUGUUAAACGUAUUAGUUCAUUAGAUGAAGAAGAAUUCAUCGGUGGUAAAGAAGUAAUACUAUCAGCUGGUGCAAUUGAAAAGAAACUACAAAUACCAGUGAUUAUUGAUUUACCUGGUGUUGGCAAAAACUUACAAUAUCAUCUAUGCGCUCUUCUCUUCUAUUUGAGUUCAAUCCCAACACUUUCAGCUCGUGAUCUCACACCUGAAAACCUACAACAAUGGGCGACUCAUGGGCGAGGUCUUUUAACAUCAUGUGGUAUUGAAUCGUUAACGUGGUGUCAAUUAAAUGAAGAUGGUAAUUUUCGAACAAGAUACAUGUGCCUAAUCUUCAAAUGCAUUUUGGUCCUUUUACAAUAUGACAUUGAACUUUUCAAGAGCCUAAACUUGAAAUUAGAUACUUUUGACAAUCAUUAUAAACAAUAUCUAGAAGAUGGAUCGCAAUGGACUGUUGUAUAUUUACCGACACUUCUACAUUCAAAGUCAAAAGGUGAAAUUACAUUGGCGAGUUCUGAUCCUCUUGUACACCCCGUUAGCGAUCCAAACUAUUUAGCAGAGAAAGAAGAUGUUCACGCACUGAUUGAAGGAUGUAAACUGGCUGAAAACAUUUGCAGACUGAACCUCUAA